Acomys russatus (golden spiny mouse) is the source of this 1966-nucleotide messenger RNA. Its product is annotated as leukocyte immunoglobulin-like receptor subfamily B member 3. The transcript is spliced from 6 exons. Bases 13 to 1875 code for a protein of 620 amino acids. The record is from RefSeq and is a predicted model, not a curated record. Gene Ontology annotation, biological process: cytokine-mediated signaling pathway. Lineage: Eukaryota; Metazoa; Chordata; Mammalia; Rodentia; Muridae. Gene Ontology annotation, molecular function: inhibitory MHC class I receptor activity.
AUCUGAGGAUGGAUGCCUUGGGUCCUAACUGUUCAUUUUCUUGCAGAGAAACUCCCUAAGCCUAUCCUCAGUGUACAGCCAGACUCUAUGGUCUCUGUACAGACUAAGGUGACUUUCUUCUGUGAGGGGACCAAAGGAGCCACAAAGUACAAACUCUAUAAAGAGGGAGAUUCAUAUUCACACCGCACACAGAUUCCAAAGAAGCCUGGGGAGAAGGCUGAGUUCCCAUCCUUAAACGUUAACCAGCAGCAUGCAGGGCAAUAUCACUGUUACUAUUACACCAGGAAAAAAACUUCCGAGAAGAGUGACACCCUGGAGCUGGUGGUGACAGGAGCACACAGUAAACCCAGGCUGUCAGCCCAGCCCAGCCUUGUGGUGACCUCAGGAGGGAAUGUCACUCUUCAGUGUGUCUCUAAUCAUUAUGACACCUUCGUUCUGAUUAAGGAAGGACAAAAGAAGCUCUCUUGGAGACAGGACUCACAGAGAAACAAUUAUGCUGGGAAUUUCCAGGCCUCGUUCUCUGUUGGCCCAGUGACCUCCAGCCAGAGGUGGAUAUUCAUAUGCUACAGCCAUGACAGGAACAGUCCAUGGGCGUGGUCAUAUCCUAGUGACCCCCUGGAGCUUCUGGUGUCAGGGACCCUCCAGAAACCCAUCAUUAAGGCUGAGCCAAGCUCUGUGAUUGCUUCCAGAAGUUCUACAACCAUCUGGUGUCAGGGAACUCGAGAUGCAGAAAUAUAUGUUCUGCAUAAAGAGGGAAGACAGAAACCCUGGGGAACACAGACCCCAGAGGAGCCUGGGAACAAGGCCAAGUUCUCCAUCCAUGAUGUGACAAAGGAACAUGCAGGGCAAUAUCGCUGUUACUGUUACAGCUCGGCUGGGUGGUCAGAGCGCAGUGACACCCUGGAGCUGGUGGUGACAGGCAUAUACUACUACACUAAACCCAGCUUGUCAGCCCUGCCACGUCCUGUAGUAACUUCAGGAGGAAGCAUGUCCCUACUGUGUGUCUCACAGUAUCAAUGUGAUAAGUUCAUUCUCACCAAGGAAGAUGAAAAGUUCUCUAGCUCUGUGGAUGUACAGUAUAUACCCUCUACUGCACAGUACCAAGCCCUGUUCACUAUAGAACACAUGACCCCAAACCACACAGGGACUUUCAGAUGUUAUGGGUACUACAAGGAUACUCCACAGUUGUGGUCAGUACCCAGUGAUCCCUUGGAAGUACACAUCUCAGGGAUGUCCAGGAAGCCAUCUCUGCUGACUCAUCAAGGCCAUAUCCUGGACCCUGGAAUGAGCCUCACCCUGCAGUGUUCCUCUGACAUCAACUAUGACAGAUUUGCUCUGUACAAGGAGGAGAAAGCUGACUUCACAGAGCACUCUAGCCAGAGGACCCAGGCCAACCUUUUCUUGGCCAACUUCACACUGGGCUAUGUGAGACAUGACAUGAGAGGUCAAUACAGGUGCUAUGGUGUACACAACCUCUCCUCUGAGUGGUCAGCCUCCAGUGACCCCCUGGACAUCCUGAUCUCAGAAUACCUCGGUGUCACUCCUUCCCUCUCAGUGAAGCCUAACUCCACAGUCCACUCUGGAGAGAACGUGACCCUGCUGUGUCAGUCAACAUACAGAGUGGACACUUUCAUUCUGUCCAAGGAGGGAGCAGCCCACCAACCUCUGCGGCUGAAAUCAAAGUUCCAAGCUCAACAGUACCAGGCGGAAUUCUCCAUGAGUGCUGUGACCUCCAGCCUCACAGGCACCUACAGGUGCUAUGGAUCUCAAGACACAUCUCUCUACCUGUUGUCCCACGCCAGUGCCCCUGUGGGUCUCAUAGUCUCAGGUGAGGUGAUCCUGACAUUUCAUAGUGACUCACAAUCCACACCCUAGGAGAGCUCUUGACUUGGGUAGGAUAGAGGGGACAGUAGAAAGCUUGGUCAGAAGACACUAUCCCUGGCAGAGAAGUGGAUGCUGACAGUGG